Molecule: messenger RNA, 1164 nt
Organism: Scylla paramamosain (green mud crab)
Lineage: Eukaryota; Metazoa; Arthropoda; Malacostraca; Decapoda; Portunidae
Exons: 5
Coding region: 120-971 (283 amino acids)
Source: RefSeq, a predicted model, not a curated record
AGACGUCAGGGAGAAAUCGAAGCACAAUUACCUUCUCGCCGGACUGAGUGUCGUGACACAGCUGUAAGAAGGUGAAGGCGAAGCAGCGUCAGUGUGUGUUGAGCUGUGAUGAACUGUGCAUGUGUGUUGACAUGUUCCGUGCAGCAGCCGUCCCCCUCCCUGUGUGUCUGGCGGUGGUGGUGCUGAUGAUGGUGAUGGUGGUGGGUGUAGGACCUGGCCUGGCUGCGCCGCCCCUCCCCACAACCCAACCCCGCCAGAAUCUCAUGAAGAGCAUCAUGGUGAACCAAAUGGCGAUACUCAAGGGAAUGAAUAAGUCCACCUCCUUUUUCGUUCCCAAUGUCGAGGAAGUGAACCACCUACAGGACAAGAUAGAUUUGGUGAACUGUAGUGUACAAACACGGAUGCGGGAGUUGUCUGAAAAAAUGAACAACAAAUUAGAUGCAAUGAAUAAGACUCUUCAAGCAUACAUGGUUGAGAUGAAUGAAAGAAUAAUGAAUGACACUCAGCCCGUCACGGAGAAGAUGAAGGCGAUCCAAAACGCCUUCCCUGUUCACCCGCGGCCCGACCCGGUGGAGCUUUACGUUCAACACAACGAUACUGAAAUAUCCUCCUGCGACGGCCAUAAAGUGCUUUAUGGAAGCCAAGGCUACUUGGCGGUGACGGAAAAAAGAGAACUAUACAAAAAUAACAUGGACUGCUCAUGGGAAGUGACGCUGCCAGAAGGAAGCCGCCCCGUCUUCAACUGGAUUUACUUCAGUUUAGCUAACAGUGGUUUUUGUAAUACCAGCAGUGACUACGUUACUGUGAGGGAUCCAGAUCACCCUACGUUCUACACGUUUUGUAUAGACAAUGCACCAGAUGGAAACUUCAUAACAGUGAUGAACAAUAAAUUCAUCGUAGCGUUUCAUUCGAAUGCCGCAGGCACUUAUUACGGAUUCAAAAUACGCUACCGGGCCGUAUCGCGGAUCUGAGAUGAGCGAGUCCUUCAAAGGAAUCCUUCUGUUGUCAUCCUCGGUCACAUUCAUGCCUUUAUUUAUUUUCCUUUAAAUCUUCCCUCCCUGUGAUAAUUUCCAUGAAUACUUUUCAUGUGUAGUGCUCCGUGUAAUGCACCAAAAUAUGAACGUAUUCAUUUCAGUGAUUUCAAUAAAAUGAACAUAUAAUUUU